Boleophthalmus pectinirostris (great blue-spotted mudskipper) is the source of this 1464-nucleotide messenger RNA. RefSeq names its product histamine N-methyltransferase-like. The record is from RefSeq and is a predicted model, not a curated record. The transcript is spliced from 6 exons. Lineage: Eukaryota; Metazoa; Chordata; Actinopteri; Gobiiformes; Gobiidae. Gene Ontology annotation, molecular function: N-methyltransferase activity. Bases 29 to 919 code for a protein of 296 amino acids.
UUUCUUUGUGAGCCCAGCACAGAGCACCAUGGCUUCUCCUCUCAAGUCCCUCGUUGAUGAUGACGAUGGUUAUGAUAAGUCCUUGACCGUGUAUAAGGUACAUUCAAGUGGACAUCAGCCCAGAGAAGACUUCAUCCGCACAAUCCUGCCUGAACAACUGGCCAGCAUCGGGGAUGGGAAAUCGAUAAACAUCAUUGGACUUGGGGCUGGAGAAGGUAAUAUAGACAUGGAGAUGCUCUCCCAGCUGCGUCGGAAGCACCCAGGGGUGCUGCUGGAUAACGAAGUGGUGGAGCCAAGCGCACAUCGGAUUCUCAGAUACAAAGAGAGGGCAGCUCAGAUGUUCCACUUGGACCCUGUAAACUUCACCUGGAACCAGAUGACGGCCUCUGAGUUUGAGGAGCAGUGGAGACAGAGAAAUAUCACCAAGAAGAUUGACUUCAUCCACAUGCUCCAUAUGUUGUACUAUGUUGAGGAUCCUGGAGCGACCGUCAGAUUCUACCAGAGCCUCCUCAGGAAGAACGGCAAAAUUCUGAUCAGUAUUUUGUCAGCUGAGUCUGGCUAUGUGAAGAUGUGGAAAGCCUUCUCCACUCAGCUGAACCCUCCAGGCACUCGUACUUGGUUUCCAGAACGGAACACAGCAGACAUAAAGCAGCUGCUGGACGAAGCUGGAAUCCAGUACCAGAGCUAUAAGUCCCCGGCUGUGCUGGACAUCACCGACUGUUUCACUGAAGGAAACGAGGCCGGAGAGCUGAUUCUAAACUUCCUCACAGAGACGGUGAACUUUAGAAAGACAGCCCCACAAGAGCUCAGAGACGGGGUCCUGAGGACGCUGCGAGACCCUCAGUGCUGUACGGAGAAAAACGGAAGAAUUCUGUUAAAUAAGAACGAGGACUUCUUUAUCCUGGAAGCAUCUGAUUAAACUUAUCCUGGUUUGAUACUGGUUUGUAGGCCUGUCACGAUAACAAUUAUUGAAAUAUAAUUAUUGGAGAUGAAAAUAAUAUUAAUUGCCAUUAUACCACUGACACGACCUUAAAGCAGGAUUUCCUCAUAAACUGAGCUGAAAUAAAUACAUGGAACAAUUAAUAGAAGUUACAUAAUCAAACCUUUACAACUCAAAUAUUCAGAAAAGUGCAAAAUAUAUCCAAAUAUUUCUCACUUGUACAAAGAAAAAUUACUGACUAUAUUGACUCCCAAAAAGAAUAGUUAAUCUAUCAUGUAGUGAAUGAUAAGUGGACAGUAUUUAUCAUGACAGGUCUACUGCCCAGUUUUAUUGUUGUCUUUAUCAUUAGUUUAAUUCACAAUAUAAUAGUAAGAAUUAAGAAUAAUCAUCAUGACCAUUUUUGAAGCAAAAUGAAGACUUUUUAAAUUCAAUCUAUUCUAGUGUAAUAAGUAGACUUAACUGUUACAUACAAGAGGAACAGUGAUGUGUUAGACAAUGUGAAUGAAAUAAAAUGAAUGAUUUUA